AUGUCUGGAAAUUUGAAAUCCUUGAAGGAUGAAAACCCAGAUUUGCAGAAGCAAAUUGGGUGCAUAACUGGAUUUUUUCAGCUCUUUGACCGUCACCAUUUCCUCGCCGGCCAACGCUCUGGCAUCUACCUUCAGCACAGGCCUCCUUCAGGCAAAUGGUUAAGCAAACAAAUGCGCUUUUCUAACAACAUUAGGAAAGCAAAGAAUAUGAAGAGUGCAAGAGAAAAGCAACAAUUCUCCACAGAAUCAUCCAAAACUUCUUUGUCUUCAUCCUCUUGUUCAUCUAGCAUGUCAUCCCUUGAGUUUAACAGAACAAUUCAGAUGCAAUCAUCAUCAAGAAAUCAAACAAGAAUUCCUGAAAACACAAAAUCAAAAGUAGCAAAGAAGCAAUUUGAUACCCCCCGCCAACAAUCCCACCAUUUUCAUCAUAUUGUCAAAGACUCAAUGCAUAAAGAAGCUGAAGGAUUGUCUGUGAAAACUGUAGCUGAAGAGGAAAAGAAGGGUCAGACCUUGAAACUCAUAGACUCUCCCCGGCCUUUCCGGUCACACAAAUCUGUCAAUGCAGGAGUUGCAGUUGCCAGUGAACCAUUCCAUACUCUUGCCAGGUCCAGGAAAACACCUUGGGACUCACCACGGCUCUCUUAUGAUGAAACAUUCAAAUCUGCCACAAAGCAUAAGGAAUUCCCAAGGCUUUCCUUGGACAGCAGAGAAGGGUCCAAUAGAGGUUACAACGAAGGAAACAAGUCUCGCAACCUGUUGAAGGGUCAACAGAAAGAUUAUGCAAAGAACUCUGGCACAAUGAUUAACCAGCUGCAAGAACCAGAUACUUCCAAAAGAUCUUCCAGUGUUGUAGCUAAGUUGAUGGGACUUGAAGCCCUCCCGGAGUGUACACAAACUCGUGGGAGUCCAAUUGGAAAUUCUAGUUGCUCUACCAAAAAGAAUGAGCUCUUGGCAAGAUCUAGCACAAGUGAUGAAGAUAAGCAGCAUCAAAAGUUCACCUUGCCACAGUUUAGAAAGGCUGAUUCAAUCACAAAUGAGAAGCCAUAUUCACGAUUUGCAUUAGAAUCAACUCCUUGGAGGCAACCAGAUGCAAUCCAAAGUUCUCAAUUACAAGCUUCCAAGGGUUGUGAAUCUGAUGUAAAAGUCUCAAAGACCUCUCUCACUGUAUACGGGGAAAUUGAGAAAAGGGUGGCAGAACUUGAGUUCAAAAAGUCUGGAAAGGAUCUCAGAGCCCUUAAACAGAUUCUUGAAGCAAUGCAGAGACGUAAAGAUUCGCUAGACAAUGCUAGAGAUCAGGCUUCAAAUUCUACAUCUGACAAUAAGAAUGGUACUAAUUCCAAUGAAAGCUCGAACUUACAAAGCCCACGAGUACGACAAAAAGACCUGGCAUCUGUCACGGUUGAGAUGUCAAAUUCUACCCGGCAUAGCAAAUUGCCAAUUGUCAUCAUGAAACCUGCGAAAGUUACUAGCAAAGUCAAUAAUCCUUCUCCUACAGAAUUAUCAGUUCAUGGUAAAUCUGGUCUCAGCAAGAGUUCCCCAAGUAAUCCAACAAAUGCAAGAUUGGUUGACAAGCAUGGUGCUAAAGGCAUAAGUUCAACAAAAAAUGUCAAGGAUCCUCUUGGCCAACAAGUUCGUCCAUCAUACAAAAACAACACCAGAACUUUAAAAUUGAUGCAAUCCUUGAAAGUUUCUCAAGACAGCAAUGGAGAAUGCACCACCAAUUCUGGUUAUAUAACAGUGACUGGGAGCCCCAGAUCACAGAAGAAGUGUGGUCUGGAGAGGUGUUCGCAGGCAACAAGUCCAACAUCAGAUUCCUGCAUUAACAAAAGAGAGCACAAUAGGCAACCUGUGGAAUUGUCUUCUCCAAGUACAACGCCAAGACAAAAGUUCUCCAGUUUGCAGCAAAGAAAUGAACGUUUCAGUGAGAUUAGCUGUAACUGGAGGGAUCUUAAGCACCAUGUUAAUGUCAUUUCGGACUUUGAUGACAAAAGCAGCUCGGCCAGUCACAGUGAGAUAGAAGUCAUUCGAAUUGAUCAAUCUGGAAAGAUCAUUAGCUCCUGCAUCCAGCUGAGUUGCAUGAAUCAAAAUAAUGAAUUUGAAGAGUUGAGGAAGGCUGAGACAAUGGUUACUGCAGAUCAACCAAGUCCUGUGUCCGUUCUUGAUACUGCAUUCUAUAGAGAUGACCCUCCAUCUCCAGUGAAAAAGAAAUCCGACAUCUCAAAAUAUUUAGGUGAAUCUCUAAGCACUGAUGAUGAUAGUGAAGAGAACUCAGCGGAUAUACUUCAAGAAAUUGACUGGAUUGAAGAGAAACUCCUCAAUUUCAAUAACAGUAAGCAUCCUGACCAUAAGUAUAUAAUAGAAAUACUAUUAGCAUCAGGUCUACUCAGUGGCCACAGCUCUAGCCAGAUAUUUCAUUCGCCGGGUCACUUGAUUGAUCCAAAGUUGUUCUUUGCACUUGAACAAAUGAAAACAAAGAAGAGACAUUUUAACAUUGAAGACAAUGCCAAGAAGAUUGCCAGGAUUAUAAAUCCUGAGAAGAUGCAAAGAAAACUCAUAUUUGAUGUUGUCAAUGAUAUUUUAGUUCAAAAGCUGAUAUUGGAUAGUUCUUCUGCAUUGUGGUGCCAACCAAAUGAGUUAGCAGGCAGAACACCAAAAGGACAGCAGCUUUUGGAUGAGCUGUGCACUGAAAUAGAUCAGUUGCAACCUCAAAAUGGGCAUAUCAGUUUAAUUCAGGAGGAUGAGAAUUUGAAGCAUUAUCAUGCAAUUUGGACUAACUGCUGCAAUGAGAUGCCAAAUAUUGUGUUGGAUAUUGAACGUUUGAUCUUUAAAGAUUUGAUAACUGAGGUUGUGAGAGGCGAAGUAGCAAACGAUCCUGGUAGACAUUGCAGGCAAGUAGUGUUUUCAAGUAGGAACUUUAGCUAA
Sphenostylis stenocarpa is the source of this 2922-nucleotide messenger RNA. Lineage: Eukaryota; Viridiplantae; Streptophyta; Magnoliopsida; Fabales; Fabaceae. The record is from the annotation of a GenBank genome assembly.